This is a messenger RNA of Dioscorea cayenensis subsp. rotundata (Guinea yam), 1002 nucleotides long. RefSeq lists its product as uncharacterized. The record is from RefSeq and is a predicted model, not a curated record. Bases 76 to 867 code for a protein of 263 amino acids. The transcript is spliced from 5 exons. NCBI's taxonomy places the organism in Eukaryota, Viridiplantae, Streptophyta, Magnoliopsida, Dioscoreales, Dioscoreaceae.
ACGCGCCUCGUCACGCCCCCAAAAAGAUCUCUCCUUCUCUUUCUCUCUUUGUUGAUCUCGAUCUCGAGGUCGCCAAUGGAGGCCUUGAGCUUUCUCUGCCACCCGACCCCCACCACCUCCAGGCCCUACAGUGCCAUCGCGCUCCCCCCGGUCAUCAAUCGCCCUCUCUCUUGCUCUUCUCGGAGGUACCGGAAACCCCUCCUCGUGUUGUGCUCUUCCUCGGUUGGGGGAGAAGGGGGAGAUGAGGAGAGAUCGGGCGCGCGAGGAGGAUACGAUUCGGAUGUUGAGAGGGCGCUUGGGAUGGAUGGGAGCAUCCCUGGGAGCUCCUCCGAGUUCGUGAGGCGCGUCUCCUCUCGUGCCUACGAUAUGCGCCGGCAUCUCAACCAGUCCUUGGAUUCCGUUAGCUAUGAUGUGGUGGAAACCAACCCAUGGAGAGAAGAUUCAAAGCCUGUUUAUGUGCUAACUCAGAGAGAAAACCAGCUUUGGACAAUGAAAACACGCAGGAAUCGAAGUGAAGUGGAGAGGGAGCUUGGGUUACUGUUUUCCAGGAGUGCAAAGCAGGGAUCUGAGACUGGUAACAAAACUAAACACUCAAGAGCUGGAACCAAGUUUCACAUGCUUGUUGAAGAUAUCAGGGAGGGUGUGCUGGUGUUUGAAGACGAAGAUGAAGCUGCAAAAUACUGUGAUCUUCUAGAAGGCGGAGGACAAGGCUGCGAAGGCAUUGCAGAAAUCGAUGCAUCCUCGGUGUUUGAUCUUUGCCACAAGAUGAGGGCUCUUGCCGUCCUAUUCCGCCGAGGAAUAACACCACCAUUGCCUAAAAGCCUCGAGCAGAACUUACGGGCCCGGAAGCGUUCCCUCGAAGACUAAUACCAGAACAUUCGAAGAAGCUGUAUACUUGUAACAAAAACAUAUUUUGCAAUCUUACACUAUAAUUAAUUGUUAUACAAAUCAAUGAGAUUCACAGCAGAUCAAGUAAAAUAUAUAAAGCCACAUGUUACAAUU